GACCAAGGAGAAGAGGGCUGCCAUAGCUGGUCAGACACCUGCUGAAUAUCUGAGCGUGCUGAACAAUGGGCUCCAGGGAGGUCAUGCUGGUGCUGCUCUGUAUGAGCUCUAGUUGCCUGGGACAGGCAGCUCAAGGAAGAGGAAGUGGAGCUGAAACGCAACUGAUAUCAGGAAAUGGGCUCAUCAAUCUUGGCAAAAGAUGGGGUUCCAAGUCACCCUUGAUGCACAUCAGUGCAAACCUGACAGAAAUUACCAGCAUUAAGUCCUUGUUUGAGUUCAGAACACUGGACCCUGAGGGUGUGGUGUUCUAUGGCGAUACGAAAGGGGGAGCAGACUGGUUUGUGCUUGGACUGAGGGGGGGUGUGCCCGAGAUGCAGAUCGGAAAAGCAAAUACAUUGACCAGUGUAUUGGGUGGCCCCAAGCUCAAUGAUGGAAAGUGGCAUAAGGUGGAGCUCCGCAGUGAAGGCAUCUUUGUGGUGUUGGAAGUAGACGGCACGGCUGCAUUGGUGCUGGGACUUCACAUAAAAAAUCCAGAUGAUUGCUACUUGACAGGACAAAUGCGUCUCUCUCUUGGGGGAAUCCUUAGCAGCAAACUUGAGCUUAUGAACCCGCUUCAGACAGAGAUGGAUGGCUGUGUGCGAGCAGGGAACUGGCUGAACAUCAGCGCCCCCUGGCAAUUGGGCCCUAAUGAGGUGCUCCAUCCUUGCUUCGAUGAGAUCCAGAAAGGCAGCUACUUCCCUGGGACUGGGCUGGCUCUCUUUAACUCCUCAGACUUCCCAGCAAACCAGAUGGAAGAUGGUGGAGCUGAGGUGAAGAUCCAGGGACACUCCUUGAGUUGGAAUGGGACUGUUCUAAGCCUGAAGGGCUCCCAGGAUGAAGCAGUGCUCACCAUCACUGCCAACCCACAGACAGAGGAGCUUAUUGUGAAAUUUGGCACACAAAAGGGCAGUCUGAAGUUAGGUCCACAUACUCUGGAUCUGACAUUAUCAAGCCAUGAAGUCCAAGUGGAGCUUGGCCAGGAGCAGCGCUUGAAUCUGAUGGACGAUUCACAUGACUGGGUGACAAUGUGGAACAAUGGGAUGCAGCUGGCUUUUGGGGGAGUUCCAGAUGACAGCGAUUCCCAAUGGCUGGAGGGCUGCCUGUCGCUCAUCCAAGUCCAAGGACAGGAUGUGGAUCUGGACCGGGCCUUGCACCGGCACAGCUCUAUCUCCUCCCACAGCUGUCCUUUCUCACCUUAAGCAAUGUGACGUCUGGUGUACUGGGUGGAUCCAUGUUUUCAACCUCUUUUCCCUUGUCCCCCUCACCUCAGCUGUCUGAUACACCACCCCCCUUUCUGUUGAUCCAUCAGGCCAUGUUAUUCAUCACAAAACUGGACUCCCUUCAGACUUUAACCACACCUUCAUUGUUUGAUUCUCAACUACCUAUGAUACCCCAUCAUGUCCUCAGUCAUCCUAACUUUCCACUAACUUUUUCUCCCUUUUAUCUCUUCAUUGUUUCAGUUUCUUUCCUCACACCUACAAUGGCAAAAAUAUAAUAUACAAUUUAAAAUGAAUAGAUUUCAGGAAGAAAAUAUUGUAAUAAAAAAUAAUUUGCUGCAUUUAAUUCCAUUACAUUAUGCUCAAUUUAAGACCUUCAAUGCAAUGAAAUAUGUUUCUUAAAGACGACAUACAAAACAAUACAUUACAAAACAAAAACAUCCAGAAACCUGUCCACAAUCAACCUUCCAGCCCUAAUAUAUGUAAAGAAAAGCCAAUAGUAUGCAGCACAUUUGAAUUAGAGGUGGUUGGUAGGUGAUGCAUAAGUUACAGUUUUUGGUUUGCGUGUUUGAUGAGAUGGUCUUGCUGUGUAUAUGUUUGUGUGUGUGUGUGUGUGUGUGUGAGAGAGAGAGAGAGAGAGAGAGAGAGAGAGAGAGAGAGAGAAACUGAGAGAGAUAGAUUGACCUGUAAUGGUUUGAAGAACCAGUUUGCACUGUUAAGAUUUUGAAGUUAUAAAUAAACAUUUUCUCUGGCAAUGUGUAAA
Messenger RNA from Conger conger (European conger), 2019 nucleotides. RefSeq names its product sex hormone-binding globulin-like. The coding region runs from base 66 to 1238 and encodes 390 amino acids. NCBI's taxonomy places the organism in Eukaryota, Metazoa, Chordata, Actinopteri, Anguilliformes, Congridae. Gene Ontology annotation, molecular function: steroid binding. The record is from RefSeq and is a predicted model, not a curated record. The transcript is spliced from 8 exons.